Messenger RNA from Salvelinus fontinalis (brook trout), 1743 nucleotides. RefSeq names its product adhesion G protein-coupled receptor B3-like. Lineage: Eukaryota; Metazoa; Chordata; Actinopteri; Salmoniformes; Salmonidae. The record is from RefSeq and is a predicted model, not a curated record. Gene Ontology annotation, cellular component: plasma membrane. The transcript has 4 exons. Bases 613 to 1728 code for a protein of 371 amino acids. Gene Ontology annotation, molecular function: G protein-coupled receptor activity.
AAUUAAGGGAAGGCUAUGUAAGAGUGUCAGAGGGUGGGGGUGGGAAAGUGGUAUACCAGACGCAGCAAGAAAACGUCCAUACGUGCUUUAUCUUAGUGGCUGUGACGUGAUAUUGCAGCCCCAGUCCUGAGCAGGGUGAGCGAGCAGAGCGGUUUCUAUCUCUCCUCCAUACUUACUCAGUAUUCAAACAUCCGUCCGCUAAGGAUUUUUUUGGACUUCUUGCUGCCUCGUCUUGAUAGGCUAAUAUAUCUGGAGAAAAGACACGAAGGGACCCGUCGAUGAUCCAUAGAGGUAUACCUUUACGGUAAUUUUGUAGAUUUUUGUCCCCCCUAUCAUUCUACUAUUUCUCUAUUGGGCUGUCGCGAGUUGUUUCGCUUCUCACUGGGUCCGUUUUGAUGGAAAAAAGCGACGCGGAGGAGAUGAUCCAGACGGGAGUCUAACGCAUUUUUUUUUGUCCAUUGACGAUCAUCUUGUUGCAUUGGACUUCUAUUGUGGGCUAUGGGAAGUAUCGAUUCGCAAGGAGACAGCACAUUUUGCUCUUCAUAAAGGAUGUGGUCAAGUAUUUUGGAAAAAUAGCCAUAGCUUCCGGAGUGUAAGGCCAAAUGACAUAGGAUGAAGGCUAUUCGUAACCAGUUGAUUUAUAUAUUUUCCACCUAUCUCCUGGUUAUGUUUGGAUUAACUGGUGCACAAGACUACUGGUGUUCCACUUUGGUCAAGGGGGUCAUAUAUGGAUCUUACUCAGUGACUGAGAUGUUUCCCAAGAACUACACAAACUGCACAUGGACGUUGGAGAACCCUGACCCUACCAAAUACAGCAUCUACCUUAAACUAUACAAACGAGACUUGAGCUGCUCCGAGUUCUCUUUGCUUGCUUAUCAAUUCGAUCACUACUCGCAUGAGAAGAUCAAUGAAUUGCUGAAAAACAACGAGUCUAUAGUGUACCUGUGUGAUUCCAAGAAUAUGUAUAUAUUUUUGCAGUAUGACAAGAAUUUCGUGCAGCUACGGAGGGUUUUCCCUUACGAUUAUAACGGAUUGCAGAAGACGGACGAAGAGGAGAAGUCUGUGGUGGAAUUCUUGGUCUUGAACAAGGCGAGCCCCAGUCAAUUUGGAUGUCAGGUGCUGUGCACGUGGCUGGAAAACUGCCUGAAAUCGGAGAAAGGAACUGUGGAAACAUGUGGAAUAGUGUAUACGAAAUGCACCUGUCCCCAGCACCUAGGCGACGGAGAAUCAGAAAGUAUGCUUGUGCUUAACAACGUGGUUUUGCCUUUAAAUCCCCAAACGGAGGGAUGCCUGACUCCACAAAUCCGUGCUGGGCAGGUGUGCAACAUCAGUGCAGAGGUUAAACGACCAGCAAAGGAGGAAUAUGGAAUGAUCGGCGAACAUACUGUAAAAAGUCAGCGGCCCAGAUCAGUCUUUGACACAAAGGCCCUGCAGGAGCAAGCUGAAUCUACUAAAUUUAUGGCACAAACUGGUGAAUCUGGUGCAGAGGAGUGGUCCCAGUGGAGCUCAUGCUCAGUUUCAUGCGGCCAAGGGUCGCAGGUGCGAACAAGAACAUGUGCUUCACCGUAUGGAACUCACUGCAGCGGCCCUUUAAGAGAGUCAAGGGUUUGCAAUAACACUGUCCCCUGUCCAGGUAGUAAUAGCUGCAGCAUUAUUACUUUACUUGUUAUAACGUCUUUCUCCUUCACCCUUCAUUGUUCUAUGUGUGCAUUGUUGUGCUUGCUUUGAAUUGAUCAUCAAACC